This is a messenger RNA of Pisolithus orientalis, 804 nucleotides long. RefSeq lists its product as uncharacterized. The record is from RefSeq and is a predicted model, not a curated record. NCBI's taxonomy places the organism in Eukaryota, Fungi, Basidiomycota, Agaricomycetes, Boletales, Pisolithaceae. The transcript has 2 exons. Bases 1 to 804 code for a protein of 267 amino acids.
AUGGGACGGGAGCGUGACGAGAAAAAGAAAGCCCAGCCAGGCUCGGCCAAGCUUGGAUGGAUGGCGGUGCCAGGAGAUGGCCAGCAUCUCACGUAUAAUAUUAAUGUUCACGUUCCGCUUCAAGCCAGGGAUGAACCCAGAGCGCCUGCCAGAGACGAAGUGGCCAACCCAAUGUCCAGCACCUUCCGAGGGGCCCAGCCGAUCUCUGGUGUGAUUGUCGUCCUCGUCGAGCCAGCGAGUUACCGUUUGACGCUCGACUCAGAGUCUCAGAUACGCCGAGAAUCUCGGCAUUCACGAAAGAAUCCAAGGCACUUGCCAUAUAUCAGUUUUAUCCUUCAACGCCGCUUUAGCAAGUCUACGGCAAUGGAAGACAGGGAAUUAGAGCAACGGAAGGGCCCAGUGUUGAAACCAGCUGCCACAGACCCGAGCCAACCACAAUCCAACAGCACCGGAGACAGGAAAAGAAAGGCUGAAAGUGCGCCUAACGCAGAACACCCAAUGAAACCCAUGGCCAGCGAACGAUUUUCGGACGGUGAGCACCCACCCAUCUCUUUCGAUACGCGAGCGAACUCGUUGCCAAAUAACGAUAAUGUUGAUAUUAUUGUUAGCUCACUUGCGACCGAGUUCCUGCCGACCAGGGGGAUACCUGUGCGGACGGCCCCCUUCGCAAUCGGUACAACACGAAGUCCAUCGUCCUGCACCCGCCGUGGACGUGCACCGGUGUCGACGACCAAAUGUUUCUCAUGCCCCACCCCGUCAUCCGCGUUCAGGGCUAUCAUCAAAGUCGGCUGUCCCACAGCGUGA